UGUACCAGUGUCCCGUAGUGUUAACAGUGUUUUUUUUUACCCUUUAAAACACUGUCUUUAAAUAAAGAGAAACUGUUUCUACUUCUCCUCUCGCGCUGACGUACAAAAAAAGAAGAAAAAAAAACUUCCGGACACAAUCAGGAAGUCCGGGGACUUUAUUAUUUCCUGUGGCUUCUAGAAACAGAAAACCUGAAUGGACAGUGGACUCGACUUCUUUAAACGACACCGAAUCAUGAACCACACCGAUUAACGAGCGUCAUUAGUUCAUCGAUGUGUUUCGGGCUCGUUAUUUGCGGCUGAUAAACGCGUCCACGUCGUCGUUCGAUACCCGGAACACCUGGAUUUGCAGUUUGCGUGACAGAGGGAUGGACGUUCCUCAGAUCACUGAAGAUGAGAUGGCAGAGAUCAAAAAAGACGUGCUGACCAGACUGCGGCACUACCUCUGUGAAAAGAUCCGGGCCGAGCGCCACGUCGACUACCUGCGCUCUCGUAGGAUCCUGACACGGGAUGAUGCAGAGGAAAUCAGCUGCAGGACCACGCAAACCAAGAGGACGGCCAUGUUGUUGGACCACCUGGCCGACAACCCCCGGGGCCUGGACGCCUUGAUUGAUUCCAUUCGGGAGUUGCGCUCACAAAACUUUAUCGUCACCAGGAUCACGGACGAGGUGCAAAAGGCCAAAAACGAGAAGAUGGAGUCUCUCAGGGCAGGUGCUUCCAGUUCUGACAGCCAACUUUGCACUCCAAGCUCGACCAGCGACCCCACGGCAACAUUUUCAAACAACUCCACCAUGCUCUUCCACCCAGACGGAGAACGAAGCACUACCUCCUCAGACGUAGUCGGCUCACUCACCCUGCCGUCGAUACAGAGAUGUGGAGACUUGUCCUCUGUGGCUGUUGCUAACAUGGACGUAGCGUCCUCCACUACCUCCUCCAGCCUCCCGAGGCCGGGAGACCCCGGAGCUCCCCCGCUGCCUGAUGAGGGGAUCGUGGAGUCCCCCUCCAACAUAGACGUCGGGGGGUCGGGGUGCACCAGCAGUGGCGGGGACCCGAACUUCCAGCCACUGCGCUCGCGCUCGCUGACUCCAACGUCAAACCCCAAAAUGUUUUAACCUCACACCUCAAUUAGACAGUUCACAUGGGACCAACUGACACAGACCACAAUUACUCAACUCAACUCGUACACAAACACAUCCUUUUGGUUUUCGCUCUUGCUUGUGAUUAGGGACUUUUGUGAGAAAUGGCUGCCCAUGGAAUAUUUAACAUGUUAGCACUAAAGUGAUCAGUUUUUUGGAUAGAAAUUACAGACAUUUUGUCUCUGGGGACGGGGUCGUGUUGCCAAUUUGUAUCCUUAGUAUUGGGAUGAGGCCAAAAUAAUAGCUUAGUUUUAUACAUAUACAGUACUUUCUACUUCAAUCUUUUUAUGAGACCUAAGAAGUUAAAUGUGCAAGAACUGUUCCUAAGUAAAUACAGUUUAAAUUGGAAGACAAAUAUUUAUGUAUUGAGAAUGAGUACAUGCAUUUAAUGCAAGCUUUCAGUAAUUCUUGGUUUUCUAUUUUCAUUUAAGGCAAAAGUAGAGGUACUAUGAUCCGUGUUUGAAUACACCAUGUUUUAAAAAAAAAAAACUCUGUUAAUAGAACCUUGAGAGUAUCCAAAGGUAAAGAAGCAGAUCUACAAUUAGAAUGAGGAGUGAGUCAGUGCAAGUUUGAAUACCACACUGCAUUUUUAACUCUUUUGCAUAGAACUGCAACCAGUGAAUUAUUAAAGUAUUCCUUCAAAGAAAAGUAAUCAAUGAAAAUUCAUGCUCACCAUAACAGGACCUUUAUUUCUUUUUAUCAUGGUAUUGAAAGUGGUGUAAUAAUAUUUAUUCUUGCUUUGUUUCCAAGUUUCAAAAAAACUAAAACACAUCAAAUACGCAGUAUCAGGCAAUGCAGGUCUGAAUUUAUUAUUAAACGUCCUAUAAUAUAUUUCUCAUUGCAAGUUAGAUAGUGUGCUGUAGCUUUUUCACAAGUUUAGGGUAAAAACUUUGGUAUGUGAAGACCCAAAAUAAAACCGUAACCAAAAUGUAUUGCGGUUCAGUUCCCACCCGGACUCAUCCAUCUCCCAUUCAAGAUGUGAUUUCUUUCUGAACUCUAUAUUGUGAAGAAUCAGCUGCUAGUUUUUGUAGUGAGAGAAAAUAUGUCACAUUCACUGGAUUGACUACUUGAGCAUGUACCAUACGUCUUGUCUUAUAUGAUCUUAUACCAGAGCCGUGCAGCUCAAAGGUUUUUCUACUUGUUUCUAUGCAGCAUUAAGUUGAGAAAAGUCGUUUCGAAUUUGUUUCACUACAGAAAAUAUGAUUAAAUACACACGGUGUACUGCUUUUUACUUUGUUCAAUUGUCUUGUACAAUGUAUCUCAUACUAAAGAUUUUCUGUAUGAAUUCUA
Messenger RNA from Pleuronectes platessa (European plaice), 2423 nucleotides. It is a transcript of the gene bcl10, whose product is annotated as BCL10 immune signaling adaptor. Gene Ontology annotation, biological process: canonical NF-kappaB signal transduction; adaptive immune response; apoptotic process. Gene Ontology annotation, molecular function: protein kinase B binding; kinase activator activity; NF-kappaB binding. Bases 366 to 1109 code for a protein of 247 amino acids. The record is from RefSeq and is a predicted model, not a curated record. The transcript is spliced from 3 exons. NCBI's taxonomy places the organism in Eukaryota, Metazoa, Chordata, Actinopteri, Pleuronectiformes, Pleuronectidae. Gene Ontology annotation, cellular component: CBM complex; cytosol.